CAUACACAUAAUCUGUCUGCACAAACUCCUUCAACUCCUUAACAAUAGAGGCCGGCUUCAACACACCGUCGCGAGGGACCGGAGUUGCGCUCGACAUGCACCGGAGUGGCUCGGCGUGUGGACUGCUGGCAAUAUGGCCUCGGCUGGUCGCUUUGGACAACGGGUGACCCGUCAUGGAGAUGUUCCAGGAUUGACAGCCGUUGGACAGCCUGACUGGCGGACCCACCGCACCCGGGGCCACGCCGGAAUGCACUUGAUGGCUGCGGGUGAGUCACUGCGGGAGUAUUCCUGCUGGUUGCUGAGCUCCGCUGCGGAUGCCUUUGGCCCCUGUGCUGUGGGCCAUAGUGGCAUGUGUUCAGCAGAAUCAAGUUGUCUCAAGCAGUCAUGCCUGAGGCGCCAGUUGCUCUGGACGUGGCGGGGCAGCCUCAGGCGCAGGUGCCAGAAAGCGGCGCUGCUCAACAGCAAGCCCACGCACCAGCCCAAAUGCCGGACAUCGAGGCGGCAGUCGUGGGCGCAGACGUCGUAGUGAAGGAGGACAGCAGUGCAGACGAGGACGAGCACGUUCACUAUGCUCAUCGCGCUCCCUGGCUACGCGCCUUCGUGCUGGGCGCCAACGACGGCCUGGUGAGCGUGGCCGCGCUGAUGCUGGGUGUGGGCGGCGGCAGCGACGACCUGUCGGCUAUGCGCCUGGCCGGCAUUGCGUCCUGGGUGGCGGGUGCCCUGUCCAUGGCUCUUGGAGAGUACGUGUCCGUGGCGUCGCAGCUCGACACGGAGGAGGCGGACAUUGAGAAGGAGCGGCAGCAGCAGCUGAAGGGCCCCGCGGCGCGGGCGCACGAGCUCCAGGAGCUGACAGAGAUCUACAUCGGCCGCGGCCUCACGCCCGAGCUGGCGCGGCAGGUGGCGGAGCAGCUCACGGAGAAAGACGUCAUCCGCGCACACGCGCGUGACGAGCUGGGCAUCGACAUGGACGCCAUGGCGAACCCGCUGCAGGCGGCGGUGGUCUCCUGCAUUGCCUUCACGGCUGGCGCCCUGAUCCCGCUCCUUGCGGGCUCAUUCAUCCACGACCCAACCGGGCGGCUUGUGGCGGUGGCGCUGGUGGCUGUCCUGGGCCUGGCCGUGUUUGGGCUAACCGGGUCACUGCUGGGUGGAGCCAAGUGGUUCAUCGGCGCUUCUCGCGUCGUGAUCGGUGGAUGCCUAGCCAUGGGUGUGACGUUUGGAGUGGGCCGGGCGCUGGGCGCGAAGGUGACAUGAUCAACCUGUAGGGACGCGGCACGGCACCGGGUAUGCUCGACGGUUGUGGAGCUGUAUGGACGCUUCGUGGCGCUGUGUGUGUGAGCACUGUUGAGUUUUUGGGUGCAUGGUUCAGGGUAGGUCAUUGAGCGAGGCCGCUUGUGGCGGGCAAACACAUGAUUAUUCACGCUGCGUAGCAUUUCCGUAGUGUACAUGCCUUCUCGCCACCUUCUUGUACGUGCCGGAGUCACGGCGCACACCAGACGCAAUGUGUCAUAACACACAAGAGACGCAAUGUACGUUGACGGAGUGCAUGCAUAAGCAAAGGUCAUGCCGGGAUAAGGACGUGUUAUUUAUUGAAUGUGCGCGAAGCGGGGAGUGACAUUGGAGUACACAGGGUAUGUGUGCAACGACACUUGUACGAGAGGGAAGGAUGAAACUCGCAUGGAGGAGUGGUGUAGAAGCGCAGGAUGGACUCAGGUGACCAGUCCGCAGCAGUCUGCUUGCAUGGCGACCGUGCGUGUGUUAUGCCGGUCCAGCCCUUUCAGGUACAUGCCGUGCAGUUGUACGUCCCGUAACAGCAUUUGCCCAGCGGUGGUCCUCUUGUCCCAAUGGGAAUUUGGCGACGGAUGAGAGCCUCACAGAUGCCCUCCGUCGACCGGACCGGGCGAGUCUGCUUGCGAGGAUGGUGUAAAGAGCAUGCCCUUCUGGAACUAUGAUCCUCACACAUGGGCUAUUGGGCUGUGAUGGCAUUCGCGCAGCCUCCCCAGGCAUUACAGAAGUGGGCAGACGGGCACGUAGCACGAUUGCAGCUGGAACACUGUCAAAUGCUUGCCAAUGUGUGCAGGCGGCAUAGUAAACACAAGCAUGCAAGCCCAGCCCAGGGAAACGGGAAGCCGCCAUCAGAGGCUUGGAGCUUGGCUUGGAGUCACUGCCUGCGCGGCACUUGCGCCUGAGCACCGCGGCGGCGGCAGCGGCGCACUGCGCACGGAAGUGCACGAUCACGCCGGCAUGCACCAUAAGGCAAAGAGGCACCCAGGCACGCCGUAUUGAAGGCGAUUACGGUAGUCACACUCCCGCCCGGCCACUGCUUGCAUGCACUCUGCUUGCAUAUUCUCUGCGCACGCUCUGCGGUCGCUUGCUAGGACCACAAUAUGCUGGGCGCCAGGCGUCUGCACGCAGCGCCACCCCUUGCCCCCCGCUGUACGCCUGUACUACAAACUUUUCGGCUAGAACCCUGUGUCAGAUUCGCAGCUCGGCUGUACGGCCACUGUCGUACUAGCCUCACCGGGGGCGGAUAGGGGGCUUAUCCCCUGCUUGACCUGGCGGGGCUUCCCCGACGCCAACCAGGUCUCCCCUGACUCCCCCACGCUGGUAACGUGAGAGGGCGAUAUGAGCUCGUUUUAGGUCGAAUUGGGUUCUGGUGA
Messenger RNA from Chlamydomonas reinhardtii, 2657 nucleotides. RefSeq lists its product as uncharacterized. The transcript has 7 exons. The coding region runs from base 385 to 1251 and encodes 288 amino acids. Gene Ontology annotation, cellular component: membrane. The record is from RefSeq and is a predicted model, not a curated record. Gene Ontology annotation, biological process: intracellular manganese ion homeostasis. NCBI's taxonomy places the organism in Eukaryota, Viridiplantae, Chlorophyta, Chlorophyceae, Chlamydomonadales, Chlamydomonadaceae. Gene Ontology annotation, molecular function: iron ion transmembrane transporter activity; manganese ion transmembrane transporter activity.